AGUCUUUCUGUAGUCAGAAAGAAUAUGGAAAAUAGGAUGUAUUUCAUGUAAUUCUUUAUGGACAAAAAAAAAAUGCCUCUAAGUAUUCUAGGCAAUUUGUAACUGAACAGACAGAAUACUGUUGAGGUAAACAUUUGUUGGGAAAAGUUGUUUUGAUCCCUUUAGCAUGCUAACCGCUAGCUUGCCAAUAGUAUUUUCCAUAGACGUUAGCUUUAAGCUAACUAGUGUUUUCAUACAUUUUGAUGUGUAAUGUUAUGUGAUUUCACUGAGACAAUUAAUGUUUUUUUAGUGAGAUGCUGUAUUUUCUGUAUGUCUACUUAGUUUUCUCUUUCCAUCUUGCCAGUAAGCUGAGGUCUGUUAGUUUCUGUGUUUAUCUCCCCCACUCUCGGCAUCCUGAUCACCCCACACCUCCCUUCCCCCUCGCAGUUUCGGGCAUUUUUUAAAAUUUGGCAGUGGGUGGAGCUACGUAACAAGGAGGGAGCGUCAGCGUAGUUACACUUUAUAGCCUGUGUUCAAACUGAAACUGUUCACUGUUAUCCAGGUGUGUUCUACUGUACAGUAGGAUAUAUUUUAUUGUUAAAGGCAAAGGUUGAUAGAAAAUUUAAAUACUAGAAAGUUUUUGCGUCUUUGUUAAACAGAUUUUGUUAAACGUCGUAGACAAAAUAAGUAAAAGUGGCCUUUCACACUUUCCGUACUGAUUCCGUGGUACGAGCAGCACGACACGUUUUUAAACAGAGCGCGCUUCUUCAUGCAGGAGGAGCUGACUUGGCGACAAUAAGAGGGACAUAAAAGGGCGUCGACACAAAGAACAAGAGGUCCAGUUUUGCGGGUCUGAUUGCGGCUAUCCUGGAUAAGCGGAACAGUUUUAACGUUACUGUGAAGAGGAAAAUGGCGCAGCAGGGAAAUCAGCUGGACCGAGAGAAAUUCUCUUGUUCCAUCUGUCUGGAUUUACUGAAGAAUCCGGUGACUAUUCCCUGUGGACACAGCUACUGUAUGAACUGUAUUAACACUCACUGGGAUAGAGAAGAUCAGAAACGAAUCUACAGCUGCCCUCAAUGCAGGAAAACUUAUACACCGAGACCUGUCCUGGAGAAAAACAUCAUGUUUGCUGAUUUAUUAGAAGACCUGAAGAAGACUGGACUCCAAGCUGCUCCUGCUGAUCACUGCUAUGCUGGACCUGAAGAUGUGGUCUGUGAUUUCUGCUCUGGAAGAAAACUGAAAGCCAUCAAGUCCUGUUUAUUCUGUCUGGCCUCUUACUGCAAGAAACACCUUCAGCCUCAUUAUUAUGUGGCUCCAUUGAAGAAACACAAGCUGGUGGAGCCCUCCAAGAACCUCCAGGAGAACAUCUGCUCUCGUCAUGAUGAGGUGAAGAAGAUGUUCUGCCGUACUGAUCAGAAGUGUAUCUGUUAUCUCUGCUCCAUGGAUGAACAUAAAGGCCACGACACAGUCUCAGCUGCAGCAGAAAGGACUGAGAGGCAGAGAGAGCUGGAGGUGAGUCGACAACAAAACCAGCAGAGAAUCCAGGACAGAGAGAAAGAUGUGAAGCUGCUUCAACAGGAGGUGGAGGCCAUCAAUCGCUCUGCUGAUAAAACAGUGGAGGACAGUGAGAAGAUCUUCACUGAGCUGAGACGUGUCAUCCAGAAAAGAAGCUGUGAUGUGAAGCAGCAGAUCAGAUCCCAGCAGGAAACUGCAGUGAGUGGAGUCAAAGAGCUUCAGGAGAAGCUGGAGCAGGAGAUCACUGAGCUGAAGAGGAAAGACAUUGAGCUGAAGCAGCUCUCGCACACAGAGGAUCACAUCCAGUUUCUACACAACUACCCCUCACUGUCAGCACUCAGUGAGUCUACACACUCAUCCAGCAUCAAUAUCUGUCCUCUGAGAUACUUUGAGGAUGUGACAGCAGCUGUGUCAGAGCUCAGAGAUAAACUACAGGACAUUCUGACAGACAGAUGGACAAACAUCUCACCAACAGUCACUGAUGUGGAUGUUUUACUGCCACAACCAGAAGGAGAACCAAGGAGCAGAGCUGGAUUCUUAAAAUAUUCAUGUGAAAUCACACUGGAUCCAAACACAGCACACACACAGCUGUUACUGUCAGAGGGAAACAGAAAGGUGACAGAUUUGGAUCAACAUCAGUCUUAUUCUAGACAUCCAGACAGAUUCUGUGGAUGGCGUCAGGUUCUGAGUAGAGAGAGUCUGACUGGACGUUGUUACUGGGAGGUGGAAAUAAAGGGACACCUUUGUGUUGCAGUCGCAUACAAGAGUAUCAGCAGAAAAGAGAAAAUAUGUGAAUUUGGACAUAAUGACAAAUCUUGGGCGUUGUGUUGUUUACAAAAUGGUUAUAGAUUUUACUACAAAAGAAAGGAAACCUCCAUCCCACUUCGUCGGUACUCCAGAGUAGGAGUGUACCUGGAUCACACAGCAGGUAUUCUUUCCUUCUACAGCGUCUCUGAAACCAUGACUCUCCUUCACAGAGUCCAGACCACAUUCACUCAGCCGCUCCAUGUUGGAGUUGGGACGUGGAGUUCUCAAAGCUCUGCUGACUUCAUUAAAAUGAAAUAGUUAUUUUCUGCUUGUUGCUGAGACUUCAUUGUUGUGAUGUCUCUGCUCUGCUGUUCUGUUGUUUAUUUGGCUUUUUUUUUUUUUCAUUUGCUGGUUUUUCCUGAUUUUUUUUUUUUUUUUUUUUUUGGAGGAAAUCACAGCUAAUGAUGAUUUUUAUUUCCAUCAACAUGAAAAUCUGAAUUUCUACGUUAUCUACAUAUGUGUUGAAUAUUUGAUGUAUGUUGUUUCUCUUACACUUCAUGGCGCCAAACAGAAAUCAGCAGACCUUCAUCACACAUUAUUUUACUCUCUACACUGGACAUGUAAAAAUCUUUUUUUUUUUUUUUUUUCCUUUUUCUU
This is a messenger RNA of Melanotaenia boesemani (Boeseman's rainbowfish), 2898 nucleotides long. RefSeq names its product tripartite motif-containing protein 16-like. The coding region runs from base 889 to 2559 and encodes 556 amino acids. Lineage: Eukaryota; Metazoa; Chordata; Actinopteri; Atheriniformes; Melanotaeniidae. The record is from RefSeq and is a predicted model, not a curated record. The transcript is spliced from 3 exons. Gene Ontology annotation, molecular function: protein binding; zinc ion binding.